Drosophila serrata is the source of this 1247-nucleotide messenger RNA. Its product is annotated as sugar transporter SWEET1. Gene Ontology annotation, biological process: carbohydrate transport. The record is from RefSeq and is a predicted model, not a curated record. NCBI's taxonomy places the organism in Eukaryota, Metazoa, Arthropoda, Insecta, Diptera, Drosophilidae. Gene Ontology annotation, cellular component: membrane. Gene Ontology annotation, molecular function: sugar transmembrane transporter activity.
GUUACGGCAGUUGCCAGUCGGUUGUUAGUUUUUUGUUUUUCGUUGUUCAUUUGUUUAUACACUCGCGCGGCACCGCCCCACCCCCCCGAAACCCCCAGCACGGAACUCGUUUGAUUUGCCCCAUUAAAAUCCAGAGAUAAUAACAUUAUGGAAGCUCUAGGAGAUCUCUUGGCGCCUCACAGCGAACUUAUUGCCAAGGUAGCCGGCACAAUCACUACCCUGCAAUUCCUGUCCGGUGUGGCGCUGAUGAACGACAUCCGUAAGAAGGGCAGCAGCGAUGUUUAUCCCGUGGGUCCAUUUCUGGGCGGAGUGGUGCUGACCGUUCUCAGCUUAAAGCUGGCUUACAUCAUGAACGAUGCCGCCAUGAUCAACACCAAUCUAAUUGGUUUGGUCAUUAAUUUUGUUUUCCUUUUCGGUUUCUAUUACUACGCUUCCAGUGGGAACAGGGUAAAUAUUUGGAAGCAAAUCGGUUACUCCUCGGUCUUCCUGUUGGCCACCACGGCCUAUGCCAACUUCGAGGAUCCCGCCAAGAUUGAAUUCCGCCUGGGUAUGCUGAUCACCGGCAUUCUGGUUUGGUUGGUGGGCUCUCCACUUCUGCACCUUCCGAAAAUCAUUGAGAAGAAGAGCACUGAGGGCAUGCCUUUCCCCAUUAUCCUGGCUGGUAACCUGGUUGCCACAUCCUGGAUGCUGUAUGCCAUCUCCAUCAAGAAUACUGUUAUGGUGCUCCAGAAUCUACUCCUGCUUGUCUUGGGCGGCAUUCAGCUGUCCAUGUUCGCCAUUUACCCCAACAAGCCGGCUGCCAAAAAGCCCAAGGACAGCAAGAAGGAUAAAUAAAUGAAAUCGAUUGCUUCUAUGAUAACUAAUACACAAAAAAGGACAAAUAAUGGGUUGCUGCAACCACAUUACAAAUUAAUAAGUUAGUUAGGCUCGAGGAAUAAUCAAAUUAUUGCUUGAAUUUACACACUAAACAAUCGCCACAAGAAACCUAAACUUUGAGCUAAUAUAUAGACGAAUUAUGUAUUUUUCUAUAUAAGAAAUAUUUUCUUAGAACAAAUCCAGCUAACUGUGUCGCUAGCUAACCUAGAGAAUUGUUACUACAUAUAUCGACUAUUAAUUGUAUAUAUAACUACUUACAUACUUGCAAUUUUUGACAAUAAUUCAAAUCUUCCAAAAUGCGUACGUAUUUAUAAAGUCAACAUAAUUAAUUAUUAAUUAAAGACAUAAAAAAGAAACUGUUACAAAUGCGA